Molecule: messenger RNA, 3265 nt
Organism: Fukomys damarensis (Damara mole-rat)
Lineage: Eukaryota; Metazoa; Chordata; Mammalia; Rodentia; Bathyergidae
Product: leucine-rich repeat-containing protein 37A3
Exons: 1
Coding region: 1-3204 (1067 amino acids)
Molecular function (GO): protein binding
Source: RefSeq, a predicted model, not a curated record
AUGUCUUUGGUUUGUUUCUGGGCUGCACUGUUGCUGGCGUGGCCCCAGGUGUGGCUGCCCAUCCUGGCGGUCCCACCGCCAGACUGGGCCCCGUUCCCAGUUAGGAUGAACUCGGAGCGCGUAGCACCAAGUGAGCCCUCAUCCUUCCCUUCUGAUCCCCCACUCAAGUCGCUCCCUGCCCUCACUCCCCCAGAAGAGCCUGGAGGCUUUGACUUCCUUGAUUCCUCGGUGCCCACCAAGAGGUUGUCUCCACCUCGGAGGAUCGGUGGACGGCUGUCCUCGGAGCGGGAGAAGGGUGCCGCUCCACGUGAAGGACUGCGUGCCACGCUGCCUUGGCAAGAGGGGCUCCCAGAGGUGAGUCUGUUGCUGGGUGGGGGUCAGAAGCCAUUUCUAGCUCUGCCCCCUGGCCUGAAAAGGAAGAUCCAGACUGCAGGGCCCCAUCGGGCUACUCACCAACAGGCAUGGGAAAUGCUCCUUGUACGUCGACGUGGGCAGCUGGCAAAGUUACCUGAGUUUCAGGAGGCUGGACCCAAGGAGGCUGGACCUCGGCCUGCAGAGCUCCCUCGUGAGAUCAGAGCUGUGUCCUCUAUGGAGGCUGGACCCUCAGCAGCCCUGUCAGAGUCCUCUCCUCCUACCCCAGUGAUCCCUGGGGUGGCGCUGCCACACCCAGACCAGGUGCAGGCCCAGCAUCCAAAGCCCACUGACGUCGCCACUCAACCUUCAGUGGUGAAAGAUUUCACUGUGCAGAGUGCACAGAGCCCCAGAACACACAGGGAAGUGUGCCAGCUGUGUUCCUGCCGGGAGGAGACCCUGUCUUGCACUGGCCUCAGCCCCACGCAGAGGCUGCACGGAGUGCCUGCCCUGGAGUCCAGCCCCUACGACACCACCUUCACCGUCCUAAACUUCCAAGGAAAUUCUAUCUCUUCCCUCGAGAAGAACGUGUGGACAACAUACCAGUGGGCUGAGAGACUAAAUCUCAGUGAAAACUCCCUGACUGAAUUACGAAAAGACUCCUUUGCAGGCCUGUGGUCCCUGCAGUACUUAGAUUUAUCCUGCAAUAAAAUACAGUCAAUUGACAGAGGGACAUUUGAAUCACUACCCUUUUUGCAGUUCAUAAAUCUUCGUUGCAAUUUACUCACAGAACUGAGCUUCGGAACAUUUCAGGCAUGGCACGGGAUGCAGUUUUUACACCAAGUAAUCCUCAACCAUAACCCGCUGACAACUAUCGAGGAUCCAUCUCUUUUUAAGUUACCGGCGUUAAAACACCUAGACUUGGGAGCAACACACGUGCCCCUUGUAGUGCUGGAGAACAUCCUCGCUGUGACUCUGGAGUUGGAAAAACUGAUCUUGCCGAGCCACAUGGCCUGCUGCCUCUGCCAAAUUAAAAGUGACAUCGAGGUUGUGUGCCAGACGGUGAAGCUGCACUGUGACGGCACCUGCCUGUCCAACACCACACAGUGCCCGGAGGCAGCAGCCAUGGGGAACGUGGAAGGGGCGCUGAUGAAGGCGCUGCAGGCCCGGAAGGAGAGCACCAGCACCCAGCUGACCAUCGAGCCCGAGGCGUCGUCUCCCCAGCAAAGUGUGGCGCCCUGGUCGGGCUUCGUGAAUGAGCAGCUCGACUUUCAUGACGAAAGUGACGUGAUCAGUGCCCUCGGUUCCAUAGUGCCCUAUCUCUCCAAGGGAAACCCGGAAGACAUGCAGUCGGCUCUGCUGCUGUUCAUUCAACUGCUUUUUCCACCUCAACAUGGAGAUGAUGACCAGGAAAGGAAGUCCUUCUUGAUCCCUGAGUCCAGCAGUUACAAAAAUAGACUGAAAAAGCUGUAUUUCCUCAGAAAUUGGUUAGACACAGAAAUACGGAGAAAAAUCGAGGAGGUUAAGAAGGAAGAGAACCCUGUUAGCGUUAUACAGCCCCGCCUCUCGGGUCCCGAAGUGGAAUCACAGACCUUGAGCAGAGCACUGGCAAGGGCUCCGACGCAGGAGGACAGCGUGGCUCAGCUGCUGACAGGAAGGAGAAGGCUGGGCACAGUGGACGAGGUCCUGAGGGGCCUGAAGGGCACAGGUAAAAGUCUGCUCAAGGGCAGGCAGGAGCAGCCGGUCAGGGAGACGCAGGUCACCCGGCCCCUCAGAGGAGAAGCCUCGGGGUCCCCGGCGCCACGGAGCUGGAGCAGCGUCUCGGGAUCGCCCGGGCCCGGGAACCUGGCCGGAAACUCCGUCUUCCCAGAGGGACAGAGGGCAGCUGCCCCUUCCUCCCUGCGGGGCCUCUGGCUGGGCAGCUCCCCCACCUCCACCCCCGCCAGAGCCCAGCCCGUGGGGAGAAGCAGGGGGACAGACUUCACCCGCAGCACAUGGCUUCUCAACCUCGCGCGGGACAGAGCGCUCACAGGGCAGGCCUGGCAUUCACAAGAGAGUCGCCCCUGGGCUCAAACUGUCUCCCCUGUGGCCCGCGGAACAGCCCAGGACAACCCGAGGGCAGAGAUCCCCGAGGGAAAUGCACGCAGCGGCCAGAGCCCGGCGAGGAGGCCUGGGUUCUCGGCCCUGAGGAGCCUCCUGGACUCCCCUUCACUAGGCUUCCUGUCAGCGCCGGGAGACCUGCGUGUGUCCGCUGCAAGCUCUGCCUCGGCCUCGCCACCCGAAGAUGUCGCCUCCCCUGCGCUGCCACCGUCCCCGAGGGACGGGUUAGAGGCUCAGCUGAACCAGAGGCUGCAGCCGCUCAUCCCGGACGCUGACCUGCGGAGGCUCGUCGCCCAGGUCAUCAGCAUUUUGAAAACGGACUGCACGGAGUUCCCCGCGCACCCCGCCUGCAGCAAGCUCCUCUCCAAGACACACCUCCUGCUGAUGCUUCUCAGCAAACAGCAGGAGGCCAACGUGUCCCAGGCCCAGUGGGAGCCGGAGCAGCCGUUUGCGGGCCCCGCUGGAGCUCACGGCAAGAAGGGACAGCCGACGCCUCGGACGUUCCGAGAGCAUCUUGCGGAAUACAGUUCUACGUACCAAUACAUCAUCCUGGCAUUGGCAGCCCUGGUGGUGGUACUGAUGGCUGUCAUCGUCGCCCUGUGCGUCCUGCGGAGUUACCGGCGCAGAAAAGCCUGGACAGAAGGUGUAGAGGCUUUGAGGAAGUCCAGCGAAGAGGCAGGGCCUGGAGAAUCGGCCGGAUUUGAGGAGAGUGACACGGAGAAUGAUGAACUAGCGGAGGUGCUGACCAACUGACCCCAUCGUGCGCCACUCACCGGCACGUUUUACUCAUUAAUAAAAAUUAACUUUGUCAAAA